Messenger RNA from Lodderomyces beijingensis, 2673 nucleotides. The record is from the annotation of a GenBank genome assembly. NCBI's taxonomy places the organism in Eukaryota, Fungi, Ascomycota, Pichiomycetes, Serinales, Debaryomycetaceae.
AUGCCCGAGUUGGAUCAAUUGAAAGUCACGCCCGCAGACGGCCACAUUGUGUCCCCCGCGGACUUUGCCCAGAACGACAAGGUUCAGUUAUCGGGCCGGAUCAUCAACGUCAUGACCACGUUACCGACGCAGAUUGUCAGUCAGUACGACAGCAAGAGCGAGCAAUAUAGAUGGGACGUUGAGCUUGUCCGCGGUAACUCGGCGCUUUUUUCAUCGCAGCUGUUUUUGCUGCAGCAUUCCGACUGGGAGACUCAUUUGGUUGCUUGGACGGGCGAGUUGAAGAAUAAGCUGGAGAACACGUUUCGGUUGACCGCCGAGGAAUUGCAGGAUGAUCCGUUGUACCUUGACGAAGAAGAUAAGCACGGCAUUGAGGAAAAAGUGCAGAGUGCUAUUGGCAGCAAGAACAUCCACCCUGUGUGGUUGUUGAGACGCGAUCAGGAGAGAUGGAGAAAAUACGCCGAGCAUGUGCUUUGGCCCGUUUUCCAUUAUUUCGAAGGCACACCCUCCGACGGCAAGGCCGAGAUUGAAGCAUGGCACGAUUACGUCAAGUUCAACGAGGCCUACUUGAACAAGAUCAAGCUGAUUUACCAACCGGGCGACAUCAUCUGGAUCCACGAUUACUAUUUAUUGUUACUUCCGCAGUUGUUGAGAAUGGAGUUUCCCGACGCCUACAUUGGCCAUUUCUUGCACGUUCCGUUCCCUUCGUCGGAGUAUUUCAAGUGUCUUUCCAAGAGAACCCAGUUGUUGGAUGGUAUGUUGGGGUCCGAUAAGAUUGGGUUCCAGUCGGAGUCAUUCCAAAGACACUUUUUAUCGUGCUGUGCCCGCGUGCUCGGUUGCGAAGUGACAAAGUCGGAGGUGUUUGCAUACGGGAGAACCUUGUCGCUUGAAACGUUACCCAUAGGUAUCGACACGUUAAAGACUCAACAAGAGGCAUUCACGGCAGAUGUAACUGAAAAAGUCAAAGCGAUUCUGAACUCGUACAAGGAUAUGAAGAUUAUCGUGGGCCGUGACCGAUUAGACAAGGUUCGCGGUGUGCUUCAGAAAUUGCAAGCUUUCCAAAUCUUCCUCGACAUGUAUCCUGAAUGGAGAGAAAAAGUUGUUUUGAUUCAAGUGUCUAGCCCCGGUUAUCAACACUCUGCAAAUGUCGAGCUCAAGGUGACGGAAUUGAUCAAUCAAAUCAACUCCAAAUAUGGCACCUUGAAUUAUGCGCCCGUGAUUCACUACCAGAUGAUGGUGCCCAAAGACGAGUAUUUGGCGUUGUUGAGAGUGGCAGACUUGUGCUUGAUCACUUCGGUUCGAGAUGGCAUGAAUACCACGGCGAUGGAGUUUGUCAUUUGCCAAAAGGAUAAAGGCUCGCCCUUGAUCUUGUCCGAGUUUACUGGCACGGCAUCGGUAUUGAAAGAUGCUAUACUUGUCAACCCGUGGGACUCUGUGGGCAUUUCCAAGACAGUCAACGAUGCAUUAAAGUUUAGCGAUGGCGAGAAAAAGUAUCUUGAAGACAAGUUGUUUGCUAAGGUGUCGUCCAACACUAUUCAGCAUUGGACUUCGCAGUUUAUCCGCGACACAAUAGAACACGCGGCUGUUACCCAUGCCAACCACUAUACACCGGCGUUGAAUAGACCUUUACUACUCAAAAACUACGAGGAGUCCAAGCGGAGGUUAUUUUUGUUUGACUAUGACGGCACCUUGACUCCAAUCGUGCAAGACCCCGCAGCAGCCAUUCCUUCGGACAAGUUGAAUCGAGUCUUGGACACGUUAGCGCAGGACCCCAAGAACCAGAUCUGGAUCAUUUCAGGAAGAGACCAAGCCUUUUUGGAAAAAUGGAUGGGCAAGAAAAACAUUGGAUUAUCUGCCGAGCACGGUUGUUUCAUGAGGGACCCCGGUGAAAAAUACUGGCUCAAUUUGGCAGAGAAAUUCGACAUGUCAUGGCAAGAGAAAGUCAAGGACGUGUUUGAGAAAUACACCAAGGCCACGCCUGGGUCGAGCAUUGAAAUCAAAAAAGUGGCCAUCACCUGGCACUACCGUAGAGCCGAUCCCGAGUUGGGCGCAUUCCAAUCUGACCAAUGUCUAAAAGAACUCUUGGACACGGUCGCCAAGGACUACGACGUCGACGUCAUGGCAGGUAAGGCCAACCUUGAAGUUCGCCCCAAGUUCCUCAACAAGGGCGAGAUUGUGAAAACAUUGGUGUUGCACCCGCACGGAGCCAAGCAAGCCGUCGACGAGAUCUUGGAGAACGAAAUCAAGCACAACGACGACGAAUUGCCCGAUUUCGUCCUUUGCGUCGGCGACGAUCUCACCGAUGAAGACAUGUUCAAAUCUUUGCUCAAGAUCGAGAACCAAUGGAACUUGGACGCUAAGCCCAAGAACAAGUUGGACUCUUAUGGUGUUUUUCCCGUGGCUGUGGGUCCCGCCUCGAAAAAAACCGUGGCUACGGCCCACUUGAACGAGCCGGCGCAAGUGUUGGAAACGUUGGGACUCUUGGCGGGUCAAGUCUCCUUGUUUGAAAGCGCCGGCUCCGUCGAGUUGGACGAUCGCGGACACGUUGCCAACAGCGAGAGCUCGACCCGGUCCAAGGAUGCCAUCGUGCAAGCACAUUUGAGGAGGAAAAAGAGCACCGAUUUGAAAGCGAAAGCAGGAAGUAGCAGCAAUACCGAGCCCGCUGCUGCUGCUUGA